AUGUCUGUGUCUCAUGGGGAUCCUUUAGCGACGAGCUCUGAUGCAGACCAGAAAUCCGAAUCUGCCAUGGGCGAAGAGCCAUGCGAACUUCUGCAACAUGUCGGGGCUUCCCCUGAUCAAACACCGCCGCUGGUAUGUCCAUCCUUGCUCACGCUCUCAUCCGAGACCGAUACGUCCGUUCUGUACCCGUGGACCAGAUGGGUUGAGAGUCUCCGAUCACGAAGUCGCCGAGGCCCCAAACCUUCAGCUCACGUCGAUGGAUGGUUCGAUGGGCCGCCUGCUGCAAUAGUAGGGGAGGGGAAAUAUCCACUCGCGCCAUCUUGCCCGGGCAUGGAGUCAUGCGAUCAAGUGUCUGGGUGCUCGUCAUCAAUCUUGGGAAGAGUGAAAACGGCAAGCAUCAGCAUCUCGACCUCGAGCGAACUGAAGUCACGGACAAAUACCUUAACCAGCAAUAGUAUCGUCCCGUCGCGGCGAUCUGUUGAAAGUACUCGGUCCACUUUAUACGAAAUGAUGAGCCAUGGUAGCAGGGUAAGAGCUGCCAAGAGGAGGCAUAUCCUGCGGGAGAUUUAUAGCUCUGAGGCGAAUUACGUCCACGGGCUACAGACGCUCGUUCAAAUCCUAUCGGCAUAUCUCACCAUGCGACCAGCCAUACUUCACGACUUGCAGCGUCUGUAUGAUAUGCACGACUCUUUCAAGAAACGACUAGAGAGCAUUAGUCCCCAGUCAGCAGAACCCAACACUCUUAGUGUUGCCCAUGGAAAGCCCCGCAUUAUUCAAAAGAUCCAGAGUCGGCCCCUGUUGAGGCGAAAUCUGAGACGGCUUGUGAAUGGAAAACAAACGAAGGACUGGGCAGAUCCAUCUGAAGCUUUGUUGGUGGCCAUGGAGAUUGAUAGACUGACAGCAGGGUUUGGCCUGUAUGAAAGCUUCAUCAGGACAUUUGAUGUUCUCGCCGAAGACUUGACAAUCCUACGGCAGUCUCGACCUGCAGACGGAUUCUGGGCAGAAGGCAUUGAAGCCCUCUCCAAAUCAGUCGAUUCAACCCAGAGACGCAAAGAAAAUGGCAAGAAGUCUUUGACUGUUGAUGAUCUCAUGGCAAAGCCUGUUCAACGUGUUUGCAAGUAUCGGUUACUCCUGGGUGAACUUCUCAAAACCAUUCCAGAGGGUGAAUAUCCGCUGGCGCAUUCAAAGAUUAAAGUGGUUUUGGAGAAAAACGUGGAGGCAGUGGAUAAAAUCAACACAGUCGUCGGAAACCCUGACCUGCGGAUGCGCAUUGCGAGGACUAUUUCGCUGCACGAGCGCCUUGAAUAUGACAUCUCAGGCACUGUUGAGAAUGUUUAUCAAGAUCUGGGACCAUUGAUUCUUUGUGGAGUUCUUCAUGUUGCAUACAGCUCGCCGAAUUGCGUGGAUGGGCAGUACCUGGCUUGUAUAUUGUUUUCGAGCUACAUUGUGCUUGCAAAGCCUCGAAACGACACCCGCAAGCUCACUCUCAUUGCAUCGAUCUAUCUUUCAGACAUGACGGUUGACACUCUAAUGAACGGACAAGGCGUUGCUUGUCUCGAUACCCCAUUCUCUUGGAAAGUCGGUUUUCAGCAUAAUAAAAUUCGACACGAACUCAUUCUUAGCGCCUCUUCAGCUGCCGAAGAACGAACUUGGAAAACGGAAAUCUUGAAAGCAUCAGUUAUGCCGUCGGACGAACUGCCGACAUUAUCACUAGAGGCGCGACGGUUUUCCUUCCUAUCCAUUCCUUUGAAGAAACUAGAAAACGACGAUCGAUCAUUAUUGCUCAAUCGGACAGCUUCCUUGAGGUCGUUUUCUUCUCAUGCACCCCUUCGCACACAGCAGCGGCAAAUAAUUGUCAAGAGAACGCACAACCCCGUUUACGAUAAUGAGGUUCGACAGCUUCAGGAGUCGGAUUUGACGCGGUCUCGCUCUGUUGCCAAGAGUAACGUCAACUCCCCUACAGUACUAUUGCCUCUACGAUGGAGCCGCGUGAAACUAGAACGGAGCAUUGGCGAUAUCUUCAGCCACGAGCUGCUUCCAUACCCCGGGAUGACACUAGGAGGCGCUGAUUAUCUCCAGACUCAAAGCAUGAUGCGCAGGUCUAUCAUACGUGGGAUCUCGCUGCGUGGAGUUUUCACUAAUCGGCGGUCUGCUUCUCUCGGCAAGGCGUCAGCUCUGUCUAUAGAUUCGGGCCAGGAGAUCAAGAACGACGAAAGGGAAGCCAACGUAGAUGAUGUAUCUAACGAGAUGCAAGCUGCAGCACCCACAUCCGACGAGGCCGGUCUCGAACGUCCGCAAAGCCCAGUUCCACAGCCAUCGCAAUCGAUCAAACGGCGUGUAGUCAGGGCAACAUCAGAUAAUGUCACGACAAGGGCGAAUGAGAAGAGCAAGCCACGGUCCUUGUGGAAACGAUGGCCAUCUUCCCUGUCUGGAUUUAGCCUGUUCAAUUCCAGAAGCAGCGAAACUUAA
Messenger RNA from Talaromyces rugulosus, 2469 nucleotides. RefSeq lists its product as uncharacterized. The record is from RefSeq and is a predicted model, not a curated record. Bases 1 to 2469 code for a protein of 822 amino acids. The transcript has 6 exons. Gene Ontology annotation, molecular function: guanyl-nucleotide exchange factor activity. NCBI's taxonomy places the organism in Eukaryota, Fungi, Ascomycota, Eurotiomycetes, Eurotiales, Trichocomaceae.